GCUAACUAGCCAACCAACAACGUUUAACGUUCGCUCGCUUUAGUUAGUGUCGUGUGUGUUUAGAUUAGUGUGUGUUCGUAUCACUCGUUCUUCGUUCGUUCCAUUCACGUUUUUUUGAAAGUUGUUUAUUGGGUUUUUGUGUUGUAAAACAAAGCGGGUUGUGUAUUUGUUGUUACUGAAGUUGUUAACAAAAAAUCGAAAAAGAAGAAUAAUAAGCAAUAUCAAUAAAAAUAAUAUUAAAAUAUACGGCAAAAUAAAAUUUGAAAAUAAUUAUAAAUUAUUAUUGUCCAUAUUGUAAUAUAAAAAAAUAACAAACGAAUGUCAUUGUUUUGUUGUAAUUAAGUUCAAAAUAAGAUAAGGCCUUAAUAAUCGAAAAAGAAUUGGCCAAAAAGAAAGCCAAAUAAAAAAAGAGAAAGAGUGAGAGAGAGAAAAAAGAGAAGAAAAAGCCUAAAAAUUGUGUUAUUUUGUGAGUGAUCUAAAAUUUAUGGAUCGUAUUGCCUGCUGGCCGGUUUCCCCCCGCAAUUCUUCUUGUUGUUGUUGUUCCCCAGCAAAUAAAGUGUGUGUAUAUUGUUGUUAUUGUUUGGUUGGGGCAUCACCAAUGCAUUUCGCAUUUCUCGUUAACCAAAAUAAAUUGUAAAAAGACAACAACAGCAGCAGCUUCGAAAUAAAAAAAAGAAAAAGGAAUUUAAAGUUACUCCAAUGCUGGCAUUAAUUUAGGCAAUAAACAAGCAGUUACAAAAGCGAUAAAAAAGUGUUAAUAUUUCAUCAAGUGUUACAUUAUUGAACGUUCAUACAUAUCGUGUAAACUAAAUAUGCAUAACAGCUCAAGGUGACCCAACACAUUUCAAAAAUUACCAAAAAAUAAAUAUUUCGGUCAAACACCCAGAGCCAAGAAGAACAUUACAAUUUUCCAAUAAUACAACAAGAAUCAGCACGAACAACAACAUCACGCAUGCAACACAAUCGAAACACUUGAUCAGUGGCAAAUCUAAAGAAAAAAUGAUGAUUUUUUAAGUCUGAAUAAGAAGAAACUUAAACGAAAUCCUUGAGAGAUACAAUGACUUAAAGUGAAAAUGCCAAAGAGCAAAUGAAAACGAAACACAAAAACAAAACAUAUCAUUUUUUGUUUAAUAUUUUUUAACGGGGUGGCUGGCAUGACUAACUGAGCGACCUUGAAGCCCCAACCACCCACGUAACUUCCGAAAAAAAAAACAUUCGAAAACGCAACACAUCGACGUUCACACACACACGAGCAGCAGCAGCAGCCACAGCCUCAUCAUGGUCAAAGGCAUAUUAAUUAAUCGCAAAUCGGAUGAAGCCCUCAAGGCCCAGCUGAAAAUGGAGCAUGCCGAUUUGGUGGCGGAAAUGCAAACUGUUGAAAAUUUACCCACACAUGAGCGCCUGCAAUUGGCAAGACUGCGACGAGCUCAACAAUUAAAAGUGGCCCGCCAAAAAGAAAAGGAAUGGUUAAAACUACAACGAGCCAAAGGUGUCAAUUUAUCCACCCUCAAUGGUCUGAGUACAACACAUCACUUUCGCAAUGGCACAACAUCCGGCAAAGGUCAUAUCUCAUUCGAAAACAGCGUGGUGCUGCUGGAGGCUGCAUCACGCAAUGACAUGCAAGAAGUUGCCGAAUUGUUGGAACAUGGCAUUACACCGGAUGCGGCCAAUGAAGACGGUCUGACGGCACUGCAUCAAUGUUGCAUCGACAACAAUGUGGAGAUGUUAAAACUUUUAUUGGAAUACGGUGCUAAUGUUGAUGCUCAGGACAGUGAUAAAUGGACGCCAUUGCAUGCGGCCGCCACAUGUGGCCAUUUGGAACUGGUGCGAAUACUUAUUGAUCAUGGUGCUAAUCUAUUGGCCGUCAAUACGGAUGGCAAUAUGCCCUACGAUUUGUGUGAUGAUGAAAAUACCCUGGACUAUAUAGAGGCUGAGAUGUCAAAGCGUGGUGUGACCCAGGAACUGAUCGAUGAGACGAGAUCGGCAACGGAAAGACAAAUGUUGCGGGAUUUACAGGAUGUAUCGAAAAAUGGUGGUGAUCUUGAGCAACCAGAUGAACAGGGUGCAACGCCGUUACACAUAGCAGCUGCUAAUGGUUAUAUCAGAGUAGUUGAAUUCCUUUUAGAGCAGCAUGUCAAUGUUGAUGCUGUGGACAAGGAUAUGUGGUCUCCAGUGCAUGCGGCAGCCUGUUGGGGCCAUCUGGAAGUAUUGGAAAUGUUGGCCCAAUGUGGUGCUGAUUUAAAUAUCAAAAACAAAGACGAUGAAACGCCUUCAGAUAUCUGUGAAGAUCCCGAGAUACGUGAACGUAUCGAACAACUUAAAACCGAACAGGAAAGUAAACGUUUGGCAGAAGCACAACGAAGACGAGUUAGACGAUCUCAAAGUAAUAAUACAAGAGCACAAUCGGUACGACGCACCUCCUUACGCGACAAAACGCUAACAACCAAAAAAGAUGCCGCCGAAGAGACCCGGUUACGUCUACAAGCUCAAGAUGUUUUCGCUCCUGCGCCCGAUAGCACAACAAUGGAUCCAAACGGUCCCCAUCAUGAUCAUGUGCUCGACACAGCCGCCGAUUGGCUGUCGAACUCCACGGCAAACAAUCAUCAUCAUCAUACACACAACCACAGCAGUAGUGGUGGCAGCAGUAUCAACAACAACAAUACCUUAAAAAUGAAUAACAAUCAUAGAAAUUCCUACGAUCCUAGUCUUCAAGAUUUGGUAGAUUCCACUAGUACCCAACCGCAACCAAACAGUAAUUCCACACAAACAUCCUCUGCCAUGGCAAUGCAUCAGCACCAGCAUCCAUCACAGCAACAUUCCUAUCAACCACGACGACCGCCAGAGGGUCGUGAAAAUGAUGAAUUACAAAUGCAAGCAUUUAAAAUCAACGGCGAACAACAUUCCACAGGUGAGAUGGGUGGCGGUGGCAGUAGUACAACGACGACAUCCGCAUCGGCCGCCGUUAUUGCGGCAACCACAAGACAUUCGGGGCAAAGCGAGGCCGUGCAAAUACAGUCGAGUAAAGAGGCGGCGAAUGGUAAAAUUAAUGUCCAAGUAACGGUAUUAGUCGACACCUCCUCCAAUCAUCUACAACAGCAACAGCAACAAUUGCAUCAACAUCAUCAUAAUCAUAAUCAACAACAGCAACAACAACAACAUCUACAAAUGCAUCUUCAUGGUCAUGGCCUUCAUAACUUGUCGUCCGCAACCCAGCAACAGCUUCAAUCAAUGGAUCCAUCUGCUGCUAUGUCCUCCGCCUCCAUAUCCUCCUCUUCCACUAAUCCACAAUAUUUGGCAAAUGCCACAACAUUGGCCAAUCUGAAAAAGCAACGCUCUCUGUCGCGUUCUAGCGUUUUCAAUAAUUGUGAAAAUGGUUCUGUUUUAGGAGCCGCCAACUCGACAACUCAUAAUCCCAACAAUAACAACAACAAUAACAAUCACAACAACAAUCAUCUGCUAGAUCAUCAGGUGAAUACCCAACAACCCAUGUCCAACAACGGUCUGCAACAUCCAGCCCUAAUGGAUUACAAUGGCUUAAUGCAUCACCACGAUCCAUCAUCGAGCGGAGCUGGAACGGGGACGGCAACAACGACACCCACCACCAGCGGCAGCAGUGGUGGUGUAAAUAAAUUCAGUGGCAUUACGGGUGAUGUAGUCAGUGACAGUACCAGUUCCAAGAAAUGUUGUACAAUAAUGUAAAUUCAGAAAGAGUCAACGCAAGACGCACACACCCAGACGCCGAGACCGCCCCAGCAGCAAAGCCCACAAAACAACUACAAGGUUGGCUCUUGGUGUUUUUAACAUAACUAAUUAAAAAAUAAAUAAGGACUAAAAAGAACCCCAGGAGGGAAGGAAAUGUUUUGCGGCACCCUUCGUAUGAGCUGAGAUUUGGUAGCAACACAACACAAGGGUUCGUCCCCUCUUUAAAAAGUGUUUGCUGAAAAGGAAAAAAACGGUUAGAUGGAUGGAUGGAUGGUUAAAAAACAUAAUGCUGCUGCUGUUGUUGUUCUUAACAAGAACAGUGGGCGAGCAAACAGCGGCAUCAACACCAGGUUACCUCUACUUUCCUAUAAAGUAGACGUUGGAAUUCAUCAAGCCAGCCAACCAACCAACCAAGCAGCCAGCCAGCAAGCAAGCCAGUCACUCACUCAUUCAACCAUCUAGGCAAUGUAUAUGCAAUGUCAAAGUCCUUGAAUUUCAAUAACAUAAAACAAAGAAAACAGCUAAGCACCUAGAAGUAUGCUUAGCUAGUUGUUUCUCUAAGGUUUUAUGUGCGAGCGACCCCACAAUAACAAGUUUUCUCGUCGGCAUCGUCACUCUUUCCUUUUCAACGCCUAAUAACACUAGAAACUUAGCCACAAUUCUUACCAAUAAAACACACGACGACAUACACAACAUAUGGCUAGCGCAAGCAUGCAUACAUAUAUACGUACAUACAUACAUACAUAUUAGAAAGCUUCCAUCGACAACAACAACAACACGAAGAAGAAAACAAAAACAAAUAUCAUCACAUAUUAACAUAUAUAAAUACAUAUAUAAAUAACAACAAACACACCAAUGUAAUUAAUGUGGAUAAAUUAUUUAGAUUUAAGAGAUUAAGUAGCAAAUAUAGCAACAACAACAAAAUAUCGUUAAAUAUACUUAACAUAUUGUCCCAUAAACAAAACAAUAAGAAAAACUGGUCAAUUUCGUUUUAUAUCUAUUGCGGAGAACGUUUAGAGAGAAGCCUUUGUAUAUCCUUUUUUUUGUAUUCUAAAUAAUGAAAGGGAUACCAUUGAUAACGAAAGGGACAUUAUUGCUUCAAAGAUUGAAUUUAUAUACAUAUGUGUCCUAACAUCGAAACGAAUUGUAAACCAAAAUGGUGAGUAGGUUAGGUAUCUUUAUGCAGACAGAUGUUCAAAUAGAUUGAGUAAUUUCAAAGAAAAUCUGAUUAAAUAAUUUCUGUGAUUUCCCAAAAGCCUAGCAAUACAUCUAGUUAGAUUAGUGCUGCAUUCAAAAUUUUGAAAAAAACAGGGUAAGAUAAAGAAACUGCAACAAAGUCAAACGCCAUUAUUUUUACAUUUUUUUUUUAAUUUUAUUGAAUGAAAGCAAAAAAAUGUCGGAAAUAUCAUCAAGUUUUAGAAUAAGUUUAGAUUUGUUCGAUUUGGUCACCUUUGGCACGAAAUAUGGCCUUCAAACGGCCAAUGAAACCGUCACACGCCGCCCGAAUGUUGCUUUGCGGUAUUUUGGCCCAUUCCCGCUAAGCGUUUGAUUUGGUAUUUUUUAGUGCCAAACCUUGCUUUCCAAAAUACUCCAGAAACAAUAAUCUAACGGAUUGGUAUCCGGAGAUUUUGGUGGCCAUUAUGCGCUGGAAAUGAAGCGAGGAAACUCAUUUUGAAACCAUUCUGGGGUGCUGAAUCCGGUUGGAAUGUCCAAGGUUUGCGUGCCCAAGGGUUUAAUACACGAUCCAGAAUAUUUUCGCUAUAAUAUUCGGCAUUUAUUCUGAUCCCACGGUCGAUUAAUACGAGCUGGGAGCGACCAUCGGCUGUUAUGGCGGCCCACACCAUCGCCAUGGCCGGCGCUUGAGUUCUGGUGGCCAACCGAAGGUGCACAUUUUCCAUAUCCCACGGUCGAUUAAUACGAGCUGGCGGCCCACACCAUCACCAUGGCCGACACUUGAGUUCUGGUGGUCAACCGAACGUGCACAUUUUCAGCCGACUUCUUUGGCAAGUAAACGCGAUCAUUUUGUUUGUUUACAAACUGCUGGAUAACGAAUGUUUUCUCAUCGAGGAAAACCAAACUCGUUAGUUCACCACUUUCGGCCAAACGAAGCAACUCUUUAGCUCUUUUGAGUCUAUUUUCUUUCUGUUGCGGUGUUAGCUCUUGCACUUUCUGGAAUUUCAAUGGCUUUACCCCUACAGCAGUCUGAAGUUGGUUGCAGUUUUUUCAUCUCACCCUGCAGUAUAGGCUAAGAAAUAGAAAACCUCCCUCCACCAUUUGGAAGGAAAAUUUUCAAAAAAAAAAUCCGAAAAAAUGCAGUUUAAAUUAUGAGCUUUAUGCGGGGGCUAUAAUACCCAUUUAGAUCUUCAAAUACGAAAUUUUAAACAAUUCCGGAGAAUGAUAUCGCUUAAAUCAUCAAACUACCGAAUAUCGGGAGGUACCCUUAUAUGGGGGCUAUAAGAAGUCGUAGAACUGCAUAAGUAAUUUUUUGUCAUAGGUCGUAGUACCCAUUUAGAUCUUCAAAAAAAAUUCCGGCGAAUAAUGUCGCUAAAAUUAUCAAAAUAUCGAAUAUCGGGAGGUACCGUUAUAUAGAUGUUAUAAGAAGUACCUGUACCUGCAUAUGAAUUUUUUAGGCAUAGGCUGUAGUACCCAUUUAAAUCUUCGAAUACGAAAUUUGGAACAAUUCGGGUGAAUGAUGCGUUAAAAUCAUCAAAAUAUCGAAUAUCGGGAGGUACCGUUAUGUGGGAGCUACAUGAAAACGUGGCCCAUUUACGAACUUAACCUGCCUACUGGCAAAACACAUAUGUGUGCAAAAUUUUAGCCUUCUAUCUCAAUUCGUUCGAAAGGUUACACAAAUCGUGAUUACAACAGACAGACAGACGUCUUAGAAUUUUUUGAUUGUUUCGAGGAAAUUCGAAAUUACAAAGUUUCGAAAUUACAAAGUUAAUAUACCCUCCAUAGAAUGGUGGAGGGUAUAAAAAUGCGUAAUAAUCAUUCUUAAAAAAGAUUUAUUUCAUUGAGAAAUUAUGUAGCAUGCUUUUAGGCCUUAAAAAUUAUUAUUUUGCAUUUGAUCGCUUUUUUUCAAGACACUUUCUACAUUCCUCUUGCAUCAAAAGGGAAAUUGGUUAUGUAGGUAUUUUUUUCACUCUUGCAGGUUCUGCAACUGAACAUAUGAUUAAUAUCACAGUAUCGUUGUGAAUGUCAAUCAAACUAAAGGCCCGAUCGCACAUAAUAUUAAAAUCUAAAGUGAUUUUUUUCAUAUUUUAUAUUUUUGUAUCAUGCUUCGAGAUGCUCCAAAUAUAUUUUUUUAAUUUAAAAGUAACGCUGCACUAUAUAAACUUUAUACUAUGCAUUACUGUGAAUAUACUUGUAUUUUAUCUAUUCUAUGCUUUUAGAAUACUUAUAUUAAUUAAUCCUUACAGUGUUUCGUUUAAAUUUCCAGUUAGCGCCUAAAAGUAUGCUGUAAAACUGCUGCAGAUAAUAGUGAAAAAAUCACUUUACGUAUGACUUAAACACCAUGUGUAAUCGGGCCUUAAAUGAAUUAAUUUACCUUGUGUAUUAGUUCAAUAUUUACGAUAUUAAACCAUGAGUUCGUAGAAUAUGCAAUUACUUCAAGUGGACAAAAUAUGAGCAUUUCCAAUUCCGAAAAACGCCGAUCAAUGUGGAUCGGAUAUAUCACCACUGGUUGGUGAAAAACAUCUGUGGAAUUAUUCUCCCAACUGGAAUUUUUGCUGCUGCUCAUCAGCGGCAUAAUCCAACCUAUGACAGUCCUUGGUCGAGGUAUUUUCCAAUUAUCCCAAGGCUAUCAAUGUGGAUCGGAUAUAUCACCAUUGGUUGGUGAAAAACAUCUGUGGAAUUAUUCUCCCAACUGGAAUGACGUAAGGCCGAGCAACAACCAGUGAAUGCUUAUUUUGGCUCAUAUCAGAAAAUCGUUUCGUUUUCACAAGUCUACAUUGUGUCUAGGAUGGUUGGUAUGAGAUAUAUCGCUUUACGUUUUAGGAAAGAGCCCCCCAUGUAACGUUACCUCCCGAUAUUGGGUAUUUUGAUACUUUUAGCCACAUAUUUCCACCAAUUUGUCUAAAAAUUUUUAUUUGUAGUUCGUUAUGAGUUCUAGCUCCGGUGGCGGAAUAUUGUAUAUAUAGAUGCACGUUUUCGUAUAUCUCCCAUAGAAGGGUACCUCCCGAUAAUCGGUAUUUUGUUGAUGUUUGCAACAUUUUUUAACUGAUUUGCCUAAAAAAUUCGUUAUGAGUUCUAGCUCCGGUGGCGGAACAUUGUAUAUAUAGAUGCACGUUCUCGUAUAUCUCCCAUAUAAGUGUACCUCCCGAUAAUCGGUAUUUUGAUGAUGUUUGCAACAUUUUUUAACUGAUUUGUCUAAAAAUUUCGUUAUGGGUUCUAGAUCCGGUGGAGGAACAUUGUAAAUAUAAGUACACGCUUUCGUAUAGCCCCCGUACAACGGUACCUCCCAAAAUUCGGUAUUUGUAUGGUUUUAUUCACAUUUUUCUACGGAUUUGUCCAAAAAAUUGUUAUUUGUAGUUCGUACUGGGUUCCAUAUUGGUCCAAGUCAUCUUAGUCACAUUUACCCAUGAAAUUAUGUAAAAUUUGGUAUUUAAGACUUGCAAUAUGUCUCCAUUCACCUACCGACCUUACUAGAGUUUGUAGUUUAAAGUGAAACACGUUUGAAUCCAGAUACUUUGGCAAAAAAAUUUUUCUUUUUUUAUCCAAUAUUGGAGGGUAUUAGAAGUUCGGCCUGACCGAACUUAAUGUCUUUUUGCUUCUUAUUUUUCAACAAAACACUUUUUUUUGUUUUGAACUGAAUUCACAAUAUUUUGGCUUAAAUCCUUGGGUUCGUUUGAUGCCUUUUGACAACGUGGUGCUGGGUAUUUUCAACGUGUAGAUAACUUCCAUGCAAAAGGACAAGGAUGAAAUUUGCAUUCUAUCUCUCUCUUUUAACUCUAUACUUCUCUUUCAAUCACAAAUACAUUCCUCACUUUGGUUUGUAAAAUAGUUUGCUUGCAAACAUAUUAAAUUGAGAACUUGGCCAACAGAAAUUCGUUCAUCAGUUUUAUUCGAACAUUUCAAUCAAAAACUAUUUGUGUCCUGUGUGUUGACACAUGUCCCCUCCAAAAUGAUUAUUUUUGUGAGAUUUUUUGUAAAUUUUACAUAGAAAUGUCGUUUUAUUGCCAGUUAGGACGUCCAAAAUGGUUUCAAAACAAAUUUUUAAGUAUGUUCCCGUAUUUUUAGAACCAAAAGUUUGCUGUGAAUCCAUUUUGUUUUUUUUUUUUUUUUUGUAAAUUUUAAUUAGGGCCUCUUUCAUUAAAAAUAAUAAUAACUGUGAUUUCUUUUUUUUUUUGCAAAUCUGUUCUUAAUUCCCCUUCCUUAUUUCCCAAAGGAAAUAUUCAUCAUUUGCUAUAUUUUAAUAUUUGGUCAUCCCAUGGACCUACAAUUGCUUCGUUAGUAUUGAACUUAUUUAAUUUGAAAUUACUCGAUUUGUUUACAGAACAAAGUGCAGCAAUAUAUUUGAUCAUUUAUCACUUCAGUUGUAUGUAUGUAUGUACGUAUGUUUUGUGGGUUCUUUCGUGUUUUUUUUGUUUAAGUUUUAGUUAAUGAAAUAACAAUAUAAUAACUAAUUAUUAUAUACAUAUAUUAAAUUAUUAUCAAUAAAUAAAUAAAUCUAUUUUUUUUUUUUUGUAUUUAUAUAAAUUAUGUUAUAAUAUACAUACGUAUAUAGUAUUGUAAGCCAAGCAAUUAAUAUACAUACAUAAAAAACGUACUAUUUACAUUUAAUGCAAAACAGAAAAAAAUAAUUAGGCAUAUUUACCUAAAAGUAGGCUUUAAUAUUGUAAUUGUAAUUUUGUAUCUUUUUUUUUUUUUUUCAAUGUUUGUUAUUCUAUUUUUUGGUCAUAUUUUUAUAUAUGAAAUUGUAUUAAAAUUGUUUAUAAAUAUUGUAUUAUUGUGAACACAACAACAACACAAGCAUUUUCGAUAAACAAAACCAACAACAACAAGUGUCUUUUAUAUUAGCGAAUUGAAAAAGAAAACGAAAAUAAAUAAAGAAAUGUGCAAAGAACAAAAACAAAUACCAAGUCCCUUGCUAAUUAAUUUGACCUCAUCAUGCUGGAAGAAAGCGGUGAAAAUAGCAACUCAUGUUAAUUGCCUCACAAUUAAUAAAAGGUAAUCCAAACAAUUUGUUCUGGAACUGAGUAAUAAAUUUUGGGUUGUUAGAGAGGUUAAUCGUUGUUAUGCCUUCAUUGAAAUGUGAUCCAAAAGGUUUAUGGACUUGUCUGCCGAAAAAUUAAGGCAUAGUUGUGUGUGAAGCGUUAACGCUUAUGAAGCCUGUUGUUAGUUUUAAUCUGUUUCACUCAAUUUUUAGGUGAAUUCUUCACUUUUAUGGGUAAAUUUAAAUAAAGUGAAAAUAAGUUAACACAAAUCUUAAGAAAACCUACUACCAAAUUUAUUGCGGUAUAAAAAAAAUCAAGCCGUUAGGACUAUAGAAAGGCUAAACCAAAACUGAAAAUCAUUCGGAUAUUAUUGAAAUGAAGAAAUUUCCAAUCUCUAAAAUCGAAACAACGCAAAAAGCGGUUAAAAAAAUUAACUUACGAAAAUGUUUAAAAUCGUUUUAACAUAUCCAUUAGCUUUUGAAGAUGCGUUCAAAUAUAAAGUAACAAAGAAACGUGUUAAUCGUAGGACUCAACCUUGUGAUUAACUUUUUAUAGCGCCUUUAAAUGCAAUAUUUUAUCCGGAUUAUCCUUUUUUCAAAUUUAUUAUGAUCGAUUUGUAUAUAAACGUAUUCCGGAUUUGUUUAACCAGUGCGGAAUCUAGCUUAUGUGAAAGUCACCAAACACUUUUAUUUUGGCUAUUUUGCGCAUUCUUUAUACCCUACACCACAAGGUGGUCAGAGUAUUAUGUCUUUGUGCAUUUGUUUGUAACAGGCAAAAGGAAACGAAAUAGACCCAUAGUUCCUUUUGAUGAUCUGCAUAGAAUCACAUUCUGAGUCGAUUUAUGCAUGUCCGUCCGUCCGUCUCUCCGUCCGUCUGUCCAUGAAUUUUUGUAAACAAAAUACAGUUCGCAAUUAUUGUCCUAUCCAGAUGAAAUUUUGCACAAAUCAUUUGUUUAGUCCAAGGAUAAACCCUAUUGAAAUUGGAUAAUCGGUCAAAAUUUAUAUAUAGCUCCCAUAUAUAUCUUCGUCCGAUUUGCUUUUUAUUGUGCACCAAACGUGAAAUAUCAGGCCAAAUGGUAUGGAAUUUUGCACAUACAACCAGAUUAGGCCUGCAAAUAAGUAUGCCAAAUUUUAUCGAAAGCGGUUCAGAUAUAGCUAUAGCUCCCAUAUAUAUUGUUCAUCCGAUUUGUUAUUUUAGUCCUCCGCAGCCGUAAUAUGCACUCUGUAACAACAAUAUUUUGGGAAAUAUAUCAAAUACAGCUCAGAAAUACCUUUGCUAAAUUUUAUCGAGAUCGGUUCAGAUUUGGAUAUAGCUCCCAUAUAUAACUUCAUCCGAUUUACCUUUUAUUGUGCACCAAACGUCAAAUAUUUGCCCAAAUGGGAUGAAAUUUGGCACUUACGACCGAAUUGAGUCUAGAAACUGGUAUUUGGUGAAGAUCGGUUCAGAUAUAGCUAUAGCUCCCAUAUAUACUCUUCAUAGCUAUAGCUCCCAUAUAUACUAUUUCCACAAAAAAUAUAUCAUCUCUUCUACAAUCUACAUACAAAUGCUAUCCAACGCUUCUUAAAAGUAUGUCUACAUUCCAAACCUCCACCCGGAUUAACCCUGGCAACAAUAAAGGGAUUAAGCCUGACCAUUUUGCAACAACAAACUACUAUGGUAUCCCGAACAAACAUGCCAACACUGUUCUAACAAGUAAAAAAACUGUAAGUUCGGCCGGGCCGAACUUUGAAUACCCUCCACCAUUUGAAACGAAUUUGGCAAUUCUCAAAAAUAAUAAAAACCGUUAAAACUUCUGUUAAAAUCUUAAAAAUACCGAAUGUAGCUAUUAUAUUAGGGUCUAUACGACAACAUGAACCUGCGGUAACAUUUGUUAUAAGCCAUUACAAUAUUCAAAUGCGAAACUUAAAAAAAUCGGUUAUAAUGUCGAUAAAAUCAAAAUACCGAAUAUCGGGAGGUACCGUUAUAUGGGGGCUAUACGAAGACGUGGACCUGUACAGAAAAUUUUCUAUCGUAGGCUGUAGUAUCCAUUACGAACUUCAAAUAUCAAAUUUUAAACAAUUCCGGUUAAUAAAUUCGCCAAAAUCAUCAAAAUGCCGAAUAUCGGAAGGUACAAUUAUAUGGGGGCUAUACGAAGACGUGGACCUGCAUAGACAAUUUUCUGUCUUAGGCUGUAGUAUCCAUUGCGAACUUCAAAUACCAUAUUUUAAACAAUUCCGGUUAAUAAAUUCGCCAAAAUCAUCAAAAUGCCGAAUAUCGGAAGGUACAAUUAUAUGGGGGCUAUACGAAGACGUGGACCUGCAUAGACAAUUUUCUGUGUUAGGCUGUAGUAUCCAUUACGAGCUUGAAAUACCAAAUUUGAAACUAUUCCUGUGAAAAAUGUCUUUAAAAUCAUCAAAAUAUCGAAUAUCGGGAGGUACAGUUAUAUGGGGCUAUACCGGAAGCUAGAGUGAUUUCCACAGACGGAUAGACGGACGGACAUCGCUAAAUCGACAUAGAAUUUUAUGCUGAUCAUAAAAUUUUAUGCUGUGGGGUCUAAAAUGUGUACUUCGAGGUGUUACAAACGGAAUGACAAACUUAAUAUACCCUCCAUACUAUGUUAGAGGGUAUAAAAAUGUUUUUUUUUACAUAGUACACUAUGUAAUUUAAAAAGCACAAAAACUUAGCAUUUUUUGUUAAAGCUAAACUCGUACACUUCGUAUACCGGGUGAGAUAAAAAAAACUGCUACAAAGUCAAACGCCAUAAUUUUUAAAUUUUUUAAAUUUUAUUGAAUGAAACCAAAAAAUGUCGGAAAUAACAUCAAAUUUUAGAAUAAGUUUAGAUUUGUUCGAAUUGGUCACCUUUGGCACGAACUAUGUCCAAAAUAUUCCACACACAAUAGUCCAAAUCAUUUUGUAACCAUUCUUGGGUGGCGCGUGCUGAGUGCGAUGGUACUGAGUCCCGUUGGAAUGUCCAAAGCCUGCGGCCAAAAUGUUUGCGUGCCAAGGCUUUAACACACCCUUCAGAAUAUUUUCGCGAUAAUAUCCUGCAUUUAUUCUGAUGCCACGGUUGAUAAAUAUGAGCGGAGAGCGGCCACCGGCUGUUAUGGCGGCCCACAUCAUCACUAUAGCCGGCACUUGAGAUCUGGUGGCCAACCGAAGGUGCACCUUUUUAGCUGACCUCUUUGGCAAGUAUGCACGAUCAUUUUGUAUGUUUACAAACUGCUGGACAACGAAUGUUUUCUCAUCGGAGAAAACCAAAUUCGGCAGUUCAACACUUUCGUCCAAGCGAAGCAACUCUUUAGUUCUUUUGAGUCUAUUUUCUUUCUGUUGCGGUGUAAGUUCUUGCACUUUUUGGAAUUUCAUGGCUUUGCCCCGAGCUAAUUUUUCAAUAUUUGCCGAAUGAAAUAUUGCGAUUCGAUCAAAUCGCUUCUUUACUUUUCGAACCAUUUCCGCUGAUGUUGCUGUCGGGCCACGUUACCAGUAUCACGGUAACGAGCAAUGGUACGAGACACAAAAGAGAUAGUGGUUUUCCAGCCAAAUAUAAAGAAAUUGCACUAUCACGCUUGAAUUCCAUCACGAAGAACUUUUUUUCUGGAAAAUACUCACCAAAAUGCUUUUGUACGCUUGUAAAUAUUAUAAUGAGCUGUCACUGGAAUAAUUUUAACAGCUGUCGGACAAGUGGCUUAGAAAUAGAAAGUUUUUUCAUCUCACCCUGUAAUUUAAAGUUAUUCUAGACCUUCAUAUUUUGUAUGCAUCCCUUUACAUUUUUUACCAUUUGUAGCCUAUUUGGUAUAUUUUUAAUAUAUUUUACGCAAAUUUUUGAAAUUAUUUCCGCAUUAUAAAUAAGCUAACAAUAUCCCCAAUUAAAAUCAUGUAAAAAAUCAGACAAAUUGAUGCCGUAAUUUAUAAAAUCUUAAGAAACGAAUUUAAAAAGGAAUUUUUUAGAGUGUGUUAAGUAAUAUUUGACAUACUGUAUAAAUCGUGGUUUUUAAAAACAAUUGAUCAUAAAUAAUUAAAUACCUUAAGGUGAGAAUACAUAAAAGACAUUUUUGACUGGCUUAAGUCAACGGCUGGCUUCUUCGUAAGGGGAAUAAAGGAGUUUUAAGUCGACUUAGUUCUAUUUUGGACCUAUGUUCCUUUGUUAAUUUCCGAAGAAGCCAGCCGAUGAUUUAAGCCAGUCAAAAAAACGUUUUAUGUACUCUCACCUUUAGCCUUUACAGGUGUGAUUCAACCGUAUGUUUACAAUUGUUACAUUUUAUUUUAAGUAUUAUGUGUUUGAAUGAAUGUAUGUAGCUUUAAAUUUAUAAUUUACUUAACUUAUGAGGCCUUUAUUAUUCUAAGAAAAAUAAUUUGUUAUUUUAUCCAAAAUCAAUUGAACACAUUUGUAUAGAGAAAAUUCAAUAUAAAAGGAAUUUCAACCAAAAAUAAAUCAUUUGCUACGAAGGAUUGAAUAGAAUUUGAAUAAGCAUUUACUUAAUUUAUUGUACUGCAUUUUUACUUUCUUCCCUCCCAAAACUGUAUUGUAUUCUGUUUUAGCAUUUGUAAAAAAAAACUAAAAUAAAAACUAAUUUAAGUAUUAAAGAAAACUAUGUUUUCUCAUUGAACAUUUAAAUGUUAAAUAAAGAAAUAGAAUUAAGCAUCAAAAGUCGAUUUAAUGAUACAUUCACACAAAUCAAAUGGAAUUAAAUUCUUUUAAUUUAUCACAUUUACUAUAACAACAAACAAAAUAUUUAUAUGGCAAUGAUAACAAAUAAAACAAGCAACAACAUAUUGUUAAAAAAGUAUUUAAACGCAAGAAGGGCGACUUCUUAUAUUUGAAGAAGAAAUGGAUGAAUAAAAAAGAAAUGAAAACAUUUUACAAAAUUUA
Molecule: messenger RNA, 14703 nt
Organism: Musca domestica (house fly)
Lineage: Eukaryota; Metazoa; Arthropoda; Insecta; Diptera; Muscidae
Gene: MYPT-75D
Product: protein phosphatase 1 regulatory subunit 16A
Exons: 11
Coding region: 1279-3699 (806 amino acids)
Cellular component (GO): cytoplasm
Molecular function (GO): enzyme inhibitor activity; phosphatase regulator activity; protein binding
Source: RefSeq, a predicted model, not a curated record